Molecule: messenger RNA, 1752 nt
Organism: Fraxinus pennsylvanica
Lineage: Eukaryota; Viridiplantae; Streptophyta; Magnoliopsida; Lamiales; Oleaceae
Source: the annotation of a GenBank genome assembly
AUGUACAAAACGCGGGUACGGGAAGCCAUUGCUGGAGAAAAGCUGCUGUUAGACUACGUGGAAACGGAUCCAUGUGGCCGAUUUGGACGUUAUAGAGAUAUUCUUGGCAAAGGAGCUACAAAGACAGUGUAUAGAGCAUUUGAUGAGUUUCUUGGAAUGGAAGUAGCCUGGAACCAAGUCAAGCUUAAUGAUGUUUUCAGGUCACCUGAAGAAUUGCAGAGGCUAUAUUCUGAAGUCCAUCUUCUCAAGAAUCUUGAUCAUCACUCUAUAAUGAAAUUACGUGCCUCCUGGAUCGACGUUGAUCAAAGAACUUUCAACUUCAUCACUGAAUUGUUCACCUCAGGCUCCCUAAGAGAGUACAGAAAGAGGUACAAGCGAGUUAACAUUGGAGCGAUUAAGAAUUGGGCUAGACAAAUUCUUGAAGGGAUUGAUUACUUGCAUAGUCAUGAUCCUCCAGUAAUUCAUCGAGAUCUUAAGUGCGACAACAUUUUUGUCAAUGGACAUCUUGGUCAAGUCAAGAUUGGUGAUCUAGGAUUAGCUGCCAUACUUCAUGGAACUCACCAUGCCCACAGUGUCAUAGGUACACCUGAAUUCAUGGCACCAGAACUAUAUGAAGAGGAAUAUGAUGAGCUGGUAGAUAUAUACUCCUUUGGCAUGUGUGUACUAGAAAUGCUUACUUCUGAAUAUCCAUACUGCGAGUGCUCCAAUCCUGCUCAAAUCUACAAGAAAGUCACCUCGGGAAAGUUACCGGAGGCAUUUUACCGAAUUAAUGAUGUUGAAGCUCAGAGAUUUAUUGGAAGAUGUUUACAGAAUGCUACUAAGCGGCCAAAUGCACAUGAGCUGUUAAUGGAUCCAUUUCUUGCUCGUAAGGAAGUCGAGCAAUUGCCAAUCAUGACCAUUCCAAGUGACAUGACAAUUACGGGGACCAUUAAUUCAGAAGACGACGCCAUCUUUCUCAAAGUACAAAUCUCGGAUAAGGAUGGUAAUGCUAGAAACAUAUACUUCCCAUUCGACAUUUCAAGUGAUACUGCAUUGGACGUUGCUUCAGAAAUGGUUAAAGAAUUAGAAAUAACUGAUUGGAAGCCAUAUCAGAUUGCUGAUAUGAUUGAUGAGGAAAUUUCUGCUUUGGUCCCAGCUUGGAAGGAUCUGAACUCUAUUAAUCAAAACCAUGAGCAGCAUAGUUACAACUACGACGAAGAUGACGAUGAUAGUACCCACCAUCCUUUCUACUCUGUCUCAUCCCUUUCUUCCUCUCCGGCUUCCCUGUCCGAUCCUUUUUCUCCAAGAGGAGAUGAAUUCCAUCACCGGAAUAAUUUAAGCCAUGAUUGGGAUCACGGAGAUUUAAAAUUUCUCGAUGACGCCAGUUCCCAAAUUUCUUCAAAUUCCUACCAGUGCUCCAACAUGAAGUACUACUCAGCAAAUGAGGACGAUCCUGAUUUAAUCUAUCAAAGAGAAGAACCCCAACAAAUUCCUAAGAUGUUGCAGAAAUGUACACGAUUUUGCCCCGAAACGAGCAUAACCAGAAGUAGAUGCAACAAGCAAAGCAAAAUUUUGCUAAACACUGAAGUUUCUUGUAGCACAAAAAACAAACAGAAGAUGACAAGGGCUAAAUCAUUAAUGGACAUACGGAGCCAAUUGUUACAUAAAACACUGUUGGAGGAAAUAAACAAACGACGCUUGUUCAAGACUGUUGGGGCGGUCGAGCACAUUGGGUACCGGCAGCCGGAGGAAUUUUCUGGGAAAAUGUGCUAG